Messenger RNA from Acanthochromis polyacanthus (spiny chromis), 1799 nucleotides. RefSeq lists its product as uncharacterized. Bases 332 to 1741 code for a protein of 469 amino acids. The transcript has 2 exons. The record is from RefSeq and is a predicted model, not a curated record. Lineage: Eukaryota; Metazoa; Chordata; Actinopteri; Pomacentridae.
GAGGUAGAUGCUAGUCCUGCUGGUGUUAGCUUGUCCUUAACGUGUCGUCUACAUGAGGUAGAUGCUAGUCCUGCUGGUGUUUGCUUGUCCUUAACGUGUCGUCUACAUGAGGUAGAUGCUAGUCCUGCUGGUGUUUGCUUGUCCUUAGCGUGUCGUCUAAAUGAGGUAGAUGCUAGUCCUGCUGGUGUUUGCUUGUCCUUAGCGUGUCGUCUACAUGAGGUAGAUGCUAGUCCUGCUGGUGUUUGCUUGUCCUUAGCGUGUCCUCUAAAUGAGGUAGAUGCUAGUCCUGCUGGUGUUAGCUUGUCCUUAGCGUGUCCUCUAAAUGAGGUAGAUGCUAGUCCUGCUUGGUGUUUGCUUGUCCUUAGCGUGUCGUCUACAUGAGGUAGAUGCUAGUCCUGCUGGUGUUUGCUUGUCCUUAGCGUGUCGUCUACAUGAGGUAGAUGCUAGUCCUGCUGGUGUUAGCUUGUCCUUAACGUGUCGUCUACAUGAGGUAGAUGCUAGUCCUGCUGGUGUUUGCUUGUCCUUAGCGUGUCGUCUACAUGAGGUAGAUGCUAGUCCUGCUGGUGUUUGCUUGUCCUUAGCGUGUCCUCUAAAUGAGGUAGAUGCUAGUCCUGCUGGUGUUAGCUUGUCCUUAGCGUGUCCUCUAAAUGAGGUAGAUGCUAGUCCUGCUGGUGUUAGCUUGUCCUUAGCGUGUCGUCUACAUGAGGUAGAUGCUAGUCCUGCUGGUGUUUGCUUGUCCUUAGCGUGUCCUCUAAAUGAGGUAGAUGCUAGUCCUGCUGGUGUUUGCUUGUCCUUAGCGUGUCGUCUACAUGAGGUAGAUGCUAGUCCUGCUGGUGUUUGCUUGUCCUUAGCGUGUCGUCUACAUGAGGUAGAUGCUAGUCCUGCUGGUGUUUGCUUGUCCUUAGCGUGUCCUCUAAAUGAGGUAGAUGCUAGUCCUGCUGGUGUUAGCUUGUCCUUAGCGUGUCCUCUAAAUGAGGUAGAUGCUAGUCCUGCUGGUGUUAGCUUGUCCUUAGCGUGUCGUCUACAUGAGGUAGAUGCUAGUCCUGCUGGUGUUUGCUUGUCCUUAGCGUGUCCUCUAAAUGAGGUAGAUGCUAGUCCUGCUGGUGUUAGCUUGUCCUUAGCGUGUCCUCUAAAUGAGGUAGAUGCUAGUCCUGCUGGUGUUAGCUUGUCCUUAGCGUGUCGUCUACAUGAGGUAGAUGCUAGUCCUGCUGGUGUUAGCUUGUCCUUAGCGUGUCGUCUACAUGAGGUAGAUGCUAGUCCUGCUGGUGUUUGCUUGUCCUUAGCGUGUCCUCUAAAUGAGGUAGAUGCUAGUCCUGCUGGUGUUUGCUUGUCCUUAGCGUGUCGUCUACAUGAGGUAGAUGCUAGUCCUGCUGGUGUUUGCUUGUCCUUAGCGUGUCCUCUAAAUGAGGUAGAUGCUAGUCCUGCUGGUGUUUGCUUGUCCUUAGCGUGUCGUCUACAUGAGGUAGAUGCUAGUCCUGCUGGUGUUUGCUUGUCCUUAGCGUGUCCUCUAAAUGAGGUAGAUGCUAGUCCUGCUGGUGUUUGCUUGUCCUUAGCGUGUCGUCUACAUGAGGUAGAUGCUAGUCCUGCUGGUGUUUGCUUGUCCUUAGCGUGUCCUCUAAAUGAGGUAGAUGCUAGUCCUGCUGGUGUUUGCUUGUCCUUAGCGUGUCGUCUACAUGAGGUAGAUGCUAGUCCUGCUGGUGUUAGCUUGUCCUUAACGUGUCGUCUACAUGAUAGAUGCUAGUCCUGCUGGUGUUUGCUUGUCCUUCACGUGUCGUCUACAUGAGGUAGAUGCUCAUUCU